Gordionus sp. m RMFG-2023 is the source of this 1594-nucleotide messenger RNA. RefSeq names its product putative methyltransferase C9orf114. Lineage: Eukaryota; Metazoa; Nematomorpha; Gordioida; Chordodea; Parachordodidae. The coding region runs from base 201 to 1466 and encodes 421 amino acids. The record is from RefSeq and is a predicted model, not a curated record. The transcript has 10 exons.
UACAAUAUCGGAAAGGGUAAGUUCCACUCAUUUAGUUAAACUACAACUGGGUACAAGGUUUGUUGGUGAGAAAAAAAUCGGCAUAAUUUUAUGAAGGGUGGGCCUUCAUAAAAUUUACGUUUCUCAUUUUGGGCAGGUCUAUGACCAACGUGCUAGAUAAGAUAAGAUAAGAUAACUUUGAUCUAAAACAGUAAAAUUGAAUGGAUCAGGAUAUGUACCAAGAAAAAAAAAUACGGAAAAUUAAGAUACAAAAAAAAAAAUUAAGAAAAAAGCAAAGAGAAGAAAAACUUAUAUUAAAAUUGGAAUGCAAAACACUUAUUCUUGCAGAUGAAAAAUUAUUGAACAAUAUAAAUAAGGAAAUUCUCUGUACAAAGACUAUAAGUAUAGCAUUUCCUGGAUCCAUACUUGAUAAUGCCCAAAGCCAGAUAUUAAAGACUUAUUUAAUCGGUCAGAUAGCUAGAGCUGCUACUAUUUUUAAAAUAAAUGAGAUUAUAAUAUUUAAUGAAAUACCUAAACUUUAUGAAAGUUCAUCUACAAAUGAUAUUAAAUAUGAAAAAAGUAGCCUAGAAUUUGCUCAUGUUUUACAGUACUUAGAAUGCCCUCAAUAUUUAAGAAAAACUCUUUUUCCACAUCAUGCAUCACUACAAUAUGUAGGUUUGUUAAAUCCUUUGGACAGCCCUCAUCACUUAAGAAGGGAGGAGGAUGAAAAUGUUUGCCUCUAUAGAGAGGGGGUUAUUAUAAAUACAAAAGGUUCCCAUUUUUUAAAUAAAAAACUUGAUGAAAAUCUUUCUGAUUUCAAACCUGGAUCUAAUUUAGUCGAUAUAGGUUUAUAUCAACCUGCCAAAAUAAUUAAUAAAUCAUUAAAGCCUGGCACAAGAGUUACUGUUAAGUUGAUUCCAAAUCAGAAUCCUCACAACCUUAUUAAUUCAAAUAUUAACUUGGAUAAGUCUAAAAAUGGUAUUUCAAAUGAUAAUAGUAUCAAUCCUAACAACAGAAAGAAGAAGAAAAAUUUGAAAUGUAGUUUAGUUUCACCAACAGAACCACUUCAAGCAGCAGGACUCUAUUGGGGCUAUAAUGUCAGGUUGGCAUCACAGCUUUCUAAAGUUUUCUCUGAAUGCCCUUAUCCAAAAUAUGAUUUGAAAAUUGGCACAUCAGAUAAAGGUUCCAAUAUAUAUCAACUAUUCCCUACUCAUUUCAAUCAAAAUAAAAUUGCAGAUAAGAUAGAAAAUAAUGAUAUUGCAAACCUAUGUUCAUCAUACAAACAUUGUAUCAUUGUUUUUGGCGGUUUAAAAGGCUUAGAAUACUGCUUCGAGAAUGACGAUAUCCUAAAAUCCGAUUACAAUGAUGUUAAAGAUGUUUUUAAUUUAUAUCUUAAUGUCUGUCCUUCCCAAGGAAGCCGAACGAUUAGAACAGAAGAAGCUUUACUCAUUGCAAUGUCAAUUUUGAAUCCAUUCAUAAAGUUUUAAAUUGGAAGCCUUAACCAUCAUAGUUCAAGACCCAAUCGCAUAUUUUGACUAGAUGGAAACAAUAAAUAAUUUUACCUUGUAAUAUGAUUAUAAAUACUUUGUGAUUUUAAAUAAAUAGUAUAUAUUUG